AUGGCAAAGGGCAAGUCGGAUACUGCAAAGAAUGCCAACACCCCGAGAAAGACAGCAUGGAAAGGCAUCGCCAUCAAACCCAAAUCGCCAAGUCGUCCAGGUUCAACAGCGUCAGCUCAUUCACAGGAAUCUCGAAAGUCUGUCAACACCAUUGCGUCGUCCACCUUGUCCAAUGAGGGAGUGUCCUCUUCGUCGUCGUUAACGGAUACUACUACUGCUCAAGUGGAGUCGACGCCGCCGCCACCACCACCAGCAGCAGCUCCAACAGCAACCAAUGAUAAUGUUCAGGAACCAUCCAAAGGACAACAACAACAACAACAACAACCCAUCGAGGAUACGAAAAAGACCAUGAAUGGUGACACCAAAAAGAAGGAGGAUCUUCAACCACCACCACCGUCGGAAGAAGAUGACGAUGAUGAUCAAGCAUCAACACCUCGUGCUGGUUCACGUAAAUCAUCGAUUGCUGGUCUUGAUUCUGCAAGUGAGGUGUUUGAAGAUGCGUAUGAUGAUGAUGACUACUUUGAUGAUGUGCCCACCUUUGAGGAACCACAACAAACGGAUCAUGGUGCCAAGAGUCCCAUGAAUGUGAUUCUCCCAGCACUACAAGGUUUAGAAAAUGAGGACGAUCGGGAUAAUGAAAUCGAAUCGCUUGGAAUUGCUGAAAAUCACUACCAUGCUAUCUCCACUCCACCAACAACAACAACUCAACAACAACCCGUCUCAUUAUCCUCCACCAACAACAACGUCCAUCAUGAAUCAACAUCAUUGGAUCACACUGCAACAACGACACAUGAUGACGCUGCAAAGCCUAUCAAAGAGGAGACUACGCAGCCUACCAAAGAGGUCACCAUGGAGACUACGCAACCUAUCAACGAGGUCGUCGCCAAGGAAACGACUCAACCUGUAAAAGAGAGCAACAACGAGGAAGCAGCUCAACCUGUAAAAGAGAUCACCAAGGAAGCAACACAAGAUGCUACUACAUCCCAAGUCGACAAAGAUGUUACGCAUGAUGAUCAAAAGGAGGAGCCAUGGAAAUCGGAUUCGAAUGCAAUGUCAAUGGAUGGCUUUAUGCAAGAAGUACAAGAAGCUGAGCUUGCUUUUCGAGAUGAUGAAAAAGAACAAAGGUCGACUGAGUAUGCCAACACGCCUUAUUACAACAAUGACACCAUUGAGAAUGAGCAUCAUGUGGAAAAAUCAACGGUGGAUGUGCUUCAGGAUUUGGAAGAUCUUGAUACCAAAAGAGAAGAGGAGCAUCAUCAUCAUCAUCAUCAACAUGAUCGCCCUGAAAGCAUUGAGUUGGCACCAGCACCACGUGGUGAUACCGAUUCACCAGUGACCGAUAAUGGCCUCUUUGAUACAAAGACAUCCGAUGAAGUGAGCCAACCCACACGCAACACCAGCAUUGCAGAUGAUGAUGGUAAUGAUUACCAUGGCAACAACGACAACAACAAAAAGGAGGGUACAGAAAAGAAGGAGGAUCAUUUGGGUGCCAUUUUGCCUGUCAUGGAAGACUCGGCCAGAGAAAUUAUUGGAGAGCAACCUACCGAGAUGGAUCGUGCUGCUGCUCGUAGUCUCGAGUAUGAACAUCCUGUCGAAGAUCCUAUCGACCUUGACAUGUUCAGAGACAACGUUAUCUCUAUCCCUACCAUUGAUCCCAAAUGCGUUCCUAUCAACACGCUUACUCCUCGAGAUCAAGAAGAAGCAGAUGAACCAGUGAGGGAAGGCAUGCAAUAUCUCUUUGAUAACAAGUUUAUGAAAGCCAAAGCUAUAUUCCAAUCAAAGGCCAGCAUUGAUCCAUUGUAUGCACUUGGUUUGGGAUCAAUGGCGUUUAUCAAAGCAAUGAUGACCUAUCAGGAGGAUGACAUUGAGACAGCCAUGACGGCGCUUGCCACGUCGUACACCAUUGCCAAAGCUCAAAUUGACAACAUGUGUUUCCGAAAGCCAUUGAAGGAAGCCGUUACACAAUACUUUUCGACAUUCUUGGCUAGCAACAACAAAUCAGGGCUCCCAUCCAGUCCUGCACCUGUUAUACGCACCAACAGCCCAGGUCAACCACGAGAGGCUCCCAUCUUUUUGCCAAAUGGGAUUUUACGCGCGCACGUGAUCAAAGCCGAGAGUUGCUUAUUGAUGGCCAUCAUCCAGCUAUCACAAGAGAGUGUCGUGAACUACUUGAAAUGUGGUCUUAAUUUGAGACGAGCUUAUAGCAGCUACAGUGUUGUAUGGCAAGAAUACAAGCGUAUGGGACAAGAAUACACCAAGCACAUGGACCGUGAUACUGUAUCAGCCAUUCAAUUUGGUAUUGGUGCCGUGCAUCUUUUACUUUCCUCCAUGCCAGCCAAGGUACUCAAGGUGUUCUCGACGCUUGGAUGGCAAAGUGAUAAGCAACUUGGUUUUGCGUUACUCAAAUUGUGUCUGGAAGGCCGUGGUAUUCGUGCUCCCCUUGCAUCGCUUACGCUACUUUCCUAUUAUACCAUCCUGACAUCCUUUACACCGCAGCUGUACGCAAAGGAAAUGAUGGGGCCUGCUAUUGAAUGUUUACUGGAUGCUCAAAAGCAUCAUCCCAGCUCAUGCUUUUUCCUGUUUUAUGCGGCACGGAUUGCACGUGUGGCUCGUAAUCUUCCCUUAUCAACACAAUCCUUUGCAUUUGCAGUCGAGUCAAGUCGAGGUGAAUGGGCGGAGACGGCGAUGCGACAGAUGGCGGACUAUGAGACAGGUUUCAACCUUGCGUUGCAACUGGAUUGGGAAGGUGCUGCUGUUUAUUUUGAUAAGCUUAGCCAUGAAAAGUAUUGGUCUCCUGCAUUUUCCCGGUACUUUGCUGGUGCGUGUUACGAGAUGCUGGGUCAAAGAACCGAAUGUAUCCUAGCCUUUGCCCAAGUCCCUGAACUGGCCAAGGAGCAACAACAUCGCAAGACCUAUAUUGAUGCGCACGUCCAUCGCCGCGUGGAAUUUUUCCAAAAGAGUGGGUAUCAAGAUAUGGAUUUCAGUCUUCCUGGAUUGGAGAUACUCCUUGUAUGGAAUGCCUUUGAGCAAAUGGAACCUGAGGCUUUGGAAAAGUGCUUGGAUUUGGUGCAGCACACUUUGGAAUUGGUUUACGAACGUGAGAAAAUGGAAUACAAUAUCCGUCUCAAGGAACUGGUGCCAACAUCCACACCUCCCGAUUAUUAUGAUCAACGUGCCAUCUUGCUCUUAACCAAAGCAUCCAUUCUUAACGCACUCGAAAGAUACACCGAAGGUAUUCCUCAUUUGAACUGGGUCAUGGAUCACAAGGAUUAUAUUAAACAUGAAACAUGGGUGGUGCCAUUUGCUUACUGGGAGGCGGGCGUUACGAGUUGGGGCUUAGGCAACGUUAAAAAGAGUCGCAAGCUAUGGCAGCUGGCGCUUUCAUGCAACAAGUACGACUUUGAAUAUAGGAUGGCUGUACGAUUAAGCCUUGCGCUCUCUCGUUGCGAUGAAGUCGGUGUGUCUCAUAUUGAUACAAAGCAAACUCAGGGCAUGACAACCCAUGGCCGUAAGCGGAUGCCUAUCAUUGAUCCAUAA
Lichtheimia ornata is the source of this 3537-nucleotide messenger RNA. RefSeq lists its product as uncharacterized. The transcript is spliced from 9 exons. The record is from RefSeq and is a predicted model, not a curated record. Gene Ontology annotation, molecular function: protein binding. Lineage: Eukaryota; Fungi; Mucoromycota; Mucoromycetes; Mucorales; Lichtheimiaceae. Bases 1 to 3537 code for a protein of 1178 amino acids.